Molecule: messenger RNA, 1254 nt
Organism: Eimeria necatrix
Lineage: Eukaryota; Apicomplexa; Conoidasida; Eucoccidiorida; Eimeriidae
Product: WD-40 repeat-containing protein, putative
Exons: 9
Coding region: 1-1254 (417 amino acids)
Cellular component (GO): Set1C/COMPASS complex
Molecular function (GO): chromatin binding; protein binding
Source: RefSeq, a predicted model, not a curated record
AUGCUGGGGACGGGCACGGGUCCAUUCGGGCCCCCACAAGCUGCCAGGUGGGAAGACACAGCUCACGAGAGCUUCAGCGCAGCAGCAGCAGCUUUUGCUGCAUCAGUCGUGGAAAGGGAAGCAGCAGCAGCAAAACUGCAAGCAGCAAACGAGUUUCUCUUUGCUUCUUUGCGCAGCCUCAAGGUUUGCUGGAGCCGUCAUGUGGGCGUGCCUUGUGGGGAUGCGGCUGGGGCAGAAGCAGCAGCAGCUGCUGCUGCUGCAGCAGGCUGGCGGGUAGUCUCGGCAGAUUUUGCUGCUGAUGGUUCUUUGCUGCUGGUUGCUGCUGUGGGCGGGCCCGAGGGGAGCUCUGCGAAACUGCUGUUAAUCGAUUUGAAAACCGGAUGCGUGCCCCGGGUGUAUGACUGUCCGGAAGGAGGCGUUUCCUCUGCUCGGUUUGUGGCCUUGUCAACUGCAGAGUGUCUCAUUGGGGGCGCUGAAGCUGAUGCGUGCGUCCGUCUGUGGGACUUGGCCGCCGGUCGGCUUGUCUGCCCCUACCCGCUCCCCGUGCCUCUAAUCGGGUCUGAGGGCUUGCUGGCGCAUCCCCGGCAGCGCCUUUUUCUGGCCAGCUGUUGCAACGGCUCGGUGCUUUUGUUUGACUUGAAGCAGAGCCAGCCGCUGGCUGUCAUGCAGUGCGAAAACCCCCGCCCCGCCAUCGCCUUUGACUGGGAAGGGCUGGUCUUCGCGGUGGCCCGUUUCUCCACCGACGUGCGCCUAGUCAACAGCGAGUUGACCGACCUGCAAGAAUUCUCUGCAUUUGACUUGUCAGCUUCUUUGGACCCUGGUAGCUGCAUCGCGAGUCUUUGCUUCAGCCCCGACGGCGAAGCAAUUGCUGUGGCUACAAACCGCCACCAGCUGCUGCUGGUGAAUGCCUUCGAGGGCACUACGAUGGCGAGACUGUGCGAGGCGUCAUUCGGCGACUUGUCGAGCGAUUGGCCCUGCACGCCUACUUUUUCAGGCAACAGUUCGUUGCUGUUUUGGUCUCGAGGCCCCAGCCUCUUGGCCUUUCGGAUGCCUCCGGCCACAGACAGCGGCGCGCAGCAGCAGCAGAAGCAGCAGCGGCAGCAACAAACAGACCUUAACACGGAGCUGCUAGUCGCUAGGCAUGCGGGCCAUUCAGAGCCAAUUUCCAUCGCCAAGGCGUCGCCUACUCAUGCGCUUGUGCUGACAGUGGGUGGUGGUGUCGUUGCCUUGUGGCAGCCGGCAGUGCAGGCAUAG